This is a messenger RNA of Trichobilharzia regenti, 2380 nucleotides long. Lineage: Eukaryota; Metazoa; Platyhelminthes; Trematoda; Strigeidida; Schistosomatidae. The record is from the annotation of a GenBank genome assembly.
UAAAAUUGAUACGAAGUAAAAUAGCUGUUUACUUAUUUAUUUAUUUUAUCACCCACACUUUAUACAUUAAAUGAAACUAUGGAUUAUAAUUUCCUUGAUAAGAAACUCCAUAAAAUUGUAAUGUCCUAAGUAUCCCUUAUUGACUUCCCUGCGUGUAUAUGCUUUUAAACAGAGAGAAGAUAACAAGCACAUAAAAAAAAGAAGGAUAAACAAGUCACCGGGAAUUCUUAUUUUCUCUUUUAUGGCUGAAAAAUCAAACCAAAAAGAAUCACUAUCCGGUACAGACAAUAGAAGUGCCCAAAGGAAUGAAUCAUCUGGGGUUGAUAACACACAGUGUCAGAUAAUUAUUGAUGAAAGUAUUAAUAAGGAAGUGAAUGAAGGGAUGAAUCUGUCAGUUGCCGGAGCCAGAGACAGGCGUGUAUUCAAUGUAAGCAAUGAUGAAAUAGAUGACGAUAAUGACGUCGACGACGGUGGAGAUGAUGAGGAUGAAGAGGACUUUCGUGAUUCCCCUGACGAAGACAACGAUGAUGUUGAUGAAGAUGAUGAUGAUGAUGACAGCGUCAGUUCGAGUUCCGACUCAAGUGUCGCCAGACUAGUACAAACUGCACGCAAUUUAGUUCAAGUAGAAAAAGCCCAACAAAUGGCACAAUCAACUAGUGGAAAUUUAAAUCUACCUGACUGCCAACUAACUGACGAAGAAGUCGGAAGUCAAUCUACAGUGCUGAUUAAAAGUGAUACCGAUAUAAAUAGAUCUUCCAGUUCCACAGACAAUAAAACAGUAGCAGUAACCUCAUUUUCCCCAAAAAAUGAUUCCACAGCUACUUCAAAGCCUAUAUCUUCAUCACCGACUACUACUACUACAGUGAUUAGUGCUAAAGCUGCAGCUACUCUUGGUAUUGAUUUAUCAGAUAAAUCGGUCGGUCUACUAACUAUACCGUAUACAUUGGAAACUAGUCCACGGUGUAAAAAUAAACCCAAGGAUUACUUUAAAAAGAAAAUCGAUAAAGAGUUUAUCGGUCAAUUACAGAGGGGUAAUAAAAGAAACAGUCGAACAAGAGAAUCGAUACACGAAUCACUGGAACGAUUACCUACACUAGAAGAUGAGGGUAAGAAGUCUGCCUCAUCAUCAGUGACAUCAUCAGGACAACAUUUUCAUCAUGACAAAUCUGAGGGUCUUUUGAGGAAUUCAUUUUCACCAGCUGACUUUUCGUCAAUCUCACCUAGACACAGUACUGCCACUAGUGGAAUCAGUGGGAAAAAGAAUAAAAUAGGCUUUCAAUUCUUUCGACCUAAACCAGCUGUACAGUCUGGAGCUAAAUUGGUUCAAGUCAAAGAACUGAAACGUAUGAUACGUGCUGGUAAACCAAGCUAUGAACAAAUACACAAUUGGGGUCAUUCAUUUGAAGCCUUACUUAAUGAUAAAUAUGGACUUGCUUUAUUCAAAGAUUUCCUCAGUACUGAAUUCAGUGAUGAGAAUAUUGAAUUUUGGAUUGCCUGUCAAGAUUACAAGCAUACCACAAAUCCUAAGAAGUUAGCUAUGAAGGCUAAUCAAAUCUAUACAGAAUUUAUUGCAGUUCAAGCUAAUCGUGAAGUUAAUUUAGACUCUAAAACACGUCUACAAACUGAAGCUGACCUUUCUAAUCCUACAGUUAACACUUUAGAGAAUGCUCAAAAACGCAUACAAGCAUUGAUGGAGAAAGACUCCUAUCGACGUUUCCUUCGAUCGGAAGUUUAUUUAACCAUGUUGAAAGAAGCCAGGGAGACAGCAAAAGCAGCGGCUACUGCAGCAUUAGCAGCAUCCCUGCAAGAGGCAACUGAUGAGUUGGAUGAACCAGUCUCUCACUUAGUUCACUCAACCACUUAUACAUCACCAUUCUCAUUUCUAAGCACAUUCGGUAGUACAUUCAGUACACAGAAUACACCGAGUUUAAGUUUACCUGGGGUUGCAGCAGCAGCCGCUAAAGCUGAUGCUGGUAUGAAUAAUAUACAAGAUUUACAGUUAUUAGGCUUAUCUACUUCAAGACACAUGAGAGACAGUAAACUGAAUCCAUCGACAGGCCAUCGACCUGUCACUCCUACUGCAAGUUAUCCUUCUUCAAAUAGUAUUACUACAUCAACCAGUAAUACAUGUCUAGCUCAGAAUACUUCAGAUCCUCCCAAAAGUGGUUCGACAACAUCCACAAGUGGUACUGGUAAUAGUAAUACAGGGGUUAGGACAACAACAACAACUACCAGUGGAACCACUUCAACAACUAUCACAAUCAGCACCAGUGUCGGUCACAUAGAAUCCGAUGGUGAUGCCACCACUGGCAACAGUACUUGUAGUCUAUCUGAUGUAAAUACAUGCUCAAAAGAAGAAACCGAUGAUUCUUCGAAGUAA